Volvox carteri f. nagariensis is the source of this 833-nucleotide messenger RNA. RefSeq lists its product as uncharacterized. Gene Ontology annotation, molecular function: 2-dehydropantoate 2-reductase activity; NADP binding. The coding region runs from base 108 to 833 and encodes 241 amino acids. The transcript is spliced from 3 exons. NCBI's taxonomy places the organism in Eukaryota, Viridiplantae, Chlorophyta, Chlorophyceae, Chlamydomonadales, Volvocaceae. The record is from RefSeq and is a predicted model, not a curated record. Gene Ontology annotation, cellular component: cytoplasm.
CUCUAUCGAACGUCUCAUCGUUGCCACCAAGGCGCAGGACGCUGUGCCGGCUCUCCGUAACAUACUCCCAAACCUGAGCGCUGACUGUCGAUGCAUCCUGCUGCAGAAUGGUGUGCUGGCAGUGGCAGAAGAACUGCAGCGGGAACUGGGCCGCGAGCUUGGACUCGUGCCCAUGGCUAACUACAUACACACACAGGACAGCGACCCAACACCUGCAGAUGACUCCGCUAGUGGACCCGCGCCGCCACGCUAGCAACAUCGACAUCAUUACCAACAGCAGCGGGCAGAGCGCGGACCACGCCGCUUUCCUCCAAGAGCUAUCAGGAGCCCUGCCCGGCCUCGUGCUGCGACCGGUGGCGGAUCCAGGAACCCUCUUGCGGGAGCUGCUCGCCAAACUCGCCGCAAAUUGCGCGAUUAACCCGUUAACAGCAUUGCUGGGCUGCAACAACGGCGCAUUAACGGAGCUUGCACAUGUGCGCGGUCUGAUGCGGGAAGUGUGUCGUGAGCUUAUCGCUGUGUUUGGACCAGCAGCGUUUGGACCGGCGAAUGGCCAAGGUGCCAACAAACAAGGUGCGCGCAUGUCCGAAGCGUUGAAGGACUGCGCGGAUGCGGCGGAGCAGGCAGCGCUGUACGACUGGGUUCUGGGAGUUGCAACCGCGACGGCGGGCAACCGGUCCAGCAUGCUACAGGACGUGACUGCAGGGCGGCCAACGGAAGUGGAUUACUUGAGCGGCUGGGUGGUGAGGGCCGCGGCCGUCCGGAACUUGCAGGUGCCGGUAAAUACAACGUUGCUUGCGCUCGUGAAGGCGAAGGAGGGGCUGCAGGGCGCAUAG